Vanrija pseudolonga is the source of this 3273-nucleotide messenger RNA. It is a transcript of the gene prr1, whose product is annotated as Transcription factor prr1. The transcript has 8 exons. The coding region runs from base 938 to 3034 and encodes 698 amino acids. Gene Ontology annotation, biological process: regulation of DNA-templated transcription. The record is from RefSeq and is a predicted model, not a curated record. Lineage: Eukaryota; Fungi; Basidiomycota; Tremellomycetes; Trichosporonales; Trichosporonaceae. Gene Ontology annotation, molecular function: sequence-specific DNA binding; DNA-binding transcription factor activity.
ACAACAACAAACAACAACAACGACACCAACGACAGUGAUAGUCUGCCCCAAGUGCUUCUUGACACGCCUACUUGCAUCACGCACCCCUCUUCCACUGUCCCGGCGGUAAGGGCACGGCCACCCCCUCUCCGCUUCCUCUAGCCCAACCCCCUCCCUCCUACAUCUCCCUUCCCCCACCCUCCCCUGGUCCUCCACAAUAGUCAGCACCCUCGACGCCGAUCUCGCACGACGACACUCCUGACAGCUCCGAACUUGGCCCAAGCCAUAAUACCAACCACCCGCCUGCUAUACGCCGCAGCCCUUGGACUGGCCGCCGCCCUCGCUUGCCGUCGCGCACGCCGUUCCCAAACGGUAAACCUUGGUCCGACGAUAGUGUCAGGUCUUGUCGCCUGGUGUAUUUUCUCCGCGCCAUCUUGCCCCAUCUCUCCACUCUCUUGAUAGCGCGCGCGCCCUAUCCAUCAACCCCCUCCCCCUUCAUAUCUCGAUUUUUUUUCAGGCUCCGUGCCACUCUAAGUCCCAACAACACCGCUCACCGCCCCUCUUUGCUGCGUGCGUGCGUGCUCACAAGUGUAUAGCACACGACACACGUUGCAAAGCACGCAGGCCGCACAUAAAGCUGUACUUUGUACGACGACAUUGAUAGACUUGUCAUCUGGAAUUCCACACAUUACAAUCUGUCCGGCCGGUAGCACGCACACCACACAUCGACUUGGCCGCACCAUUGGAUCCACACCGCCAUCUACAUACCCACCACAGUCAUCCCACCUCGCACGCCACACAGCAGAGCAGCCUCGGGGAAAGAGUCGCGACGGAAACACGAGUAUCCCACUCAAGACCAAUCGGGUUGUGCCUCCGUCACGAAUCCUGGCCUCACUGUCCCCCUCCUCCCACCUCACCCCACUCUUUCUCGACUCGCCUGUUCCCACCAGCAGCAGACAUGCAGCACCUAGGCGGAUUCCAGCAACCCUCGGGCCUCCCGUUGACGUCACCUCCGCUCGUCUCCUCGUCAGCGACUGUCCCCUCGGCUGCGGCCAAGCUGCAGCAGGGGACUUGGGGGCCAACGCCACAGCCCCACCCCCUUUCAACCUCGUACUCUAAACCAUUGGCUCUCGGUCCAUCUUUUGGUGGUCUCACAGCCGAACACCACCCUUACCAACACCAGCACCAGAACUCGUCAAACCAGCUAGGUCCACCCGCCACCAUGAGCUUUCAGACCCCCCGCGGAUUCCCACAGGCCAACGAGCACAUGUACUACAGUGGACACACCCAGAGCAUCACUCCUCGCUUUGCGGGGUAUGAUGCGGGUGUGAGCGCCUAUUCCCAACCACUGCUACCCGCUCAAGGCAAUCUUGCGCCCCAGCAACAGGAGGACGAUCGCUGGUAUUCUCAACCACCAGACCCGACUCGAUCGCCCACCAAGAGGGGAAAAGGCCAGAAGAAGGCGGAUGGCAAACAGGCCACCUUCCUAACAAAGCUUUACAACAUUCUCGAGCAACCAGAGUACAACCAUAUAAUUAGAUGGGAUCAGACUGGGGAGACCAUCAUCAUCGAGCGUCCAGAGGAACUCGCGGACAAGAUCCUCCCCAUUGUUUAUCGCCAGAGCCGAUUUGCUAGCUUUUCAAGACAGCUGAACAUCUAUGGCUGGAUGCGCAAAGUUAGCCUACGCAACGUCGAGAACGGGAUCGUCGACCCAGACGCCAGCAUGUGGUCGCACAAGAGUCUGCGGCGAGACUCGCCCAAGGAUUUGAUCCUGACCUUCAAGCGCCGUGUUCCUCCGCGCCCAACCCAGGCCCAGAAGAAUGCCAGGCUCCAGAACGAAAUCCAGUUGCUAAGUUCCGACUCUGACGGCUUCAACUCCCCCGCCGCCGACGCGUACUCUAAUUACCGCCUCAACGAUCUCGACGGCAGACCCUUGUCGAAUGUCACGCUGGACAACCCUCACCUCGUCCCUGCUGGUGCUGGUUCGAUUGGCAUGCACCACCAGACUGGCGUUCCUAGGGGUGAGACGAGCCCAAAGGUGGUUCCCCGUCCGUUUGCGGUACCGAGCACUGCCCCUGCUACCGCCAUUCCCAUCCACCGAGGCCACUCACUGCACUUCAUGGUCCCAGCCGCCAGAGCCACCGUGCACUCUGCGCCAGCGACGUCGACGAGCUUUUCGGGGGUGAGCUCGUCGUUCACCUUUCCGGGUACGCAGGGCGGAAAGUUUGGAACCGACCCGCUACCGAAGCCAGUGCUCCCUACCUCGGCCAGGUUUGCACCGACCUGGAUGGGCGGCGGAGACGUUAGACUCGAUAACGCCGACCCCCUCCUUCGCGGAACGACCGACGACCCGACUUACCGCAUCGAUGAUGGGACGACCUGGGCUCGCAGAGGCCAGGGUGUGCUCGGCGAAGGCAUGAAGCCUACAUCGUCGGCAUCUCUCUACCCGUCUUCUCUUCCCUCGAGCAUCAACUACAAUCCGUCGCUUGCCCAGGAGCCUCUGCGGGAGCCUCUUCCUUCUGGUUCUUCCUCCUUCUCCGAAUUUGGUAAGGCAAUGAGCCCAAACAAUCAGCCGACCACCUCUUCCCACGGAUCUCCAGUCCAGGCAGGUGCUGUGACAGAGCUUCAGGCGCAGACCAUUUCGCCGGGGGUCUACAGCUCGCGAGCCUUCGGAAACGCCGCGCCUCCCGCUCCCCAGGCCAAUAUCACCACUCGAUCGUGGCCCCCUCGUGGUGUUGGCGGGUCCAACGCGGGGUCUGGUACCCCCCCACCUCCUCGCUCGCCGACCAUCAUCAAGCACGAACGCCGGCACUCGAGCUCCAAGGCACCGUACACCCCACCGAACAGCACCCGCGAGGUCAACACUCAGACCAGCACAACUGGACCGGGUGGCCCAGUCCGCCACACUCACACGAAGCGCAGCUCGCUUUCCCAGGUGAACACGACGCUGCCACUGCCGCGCGACGAGGAGGCGCUCCCGAGCGCCAACUUGCCCGGCCAGCCCGAGCUGUUUGGCGAGCUUGACAGGCCUGUCGAAGUUGUGGAGGGCCUAUGAGAUCUGUCGUCGCGCUCGUCGCUUCGGUCGGUCAGGAUCGGUCAAUUGGAUCUCUCACGAACUGGUUACGAAUCACAUGAGCAUCUACGAGUGGCACGUUUUUCUCUAUACACCAUUGCAGACCGUUACUCAUCUCCACCCCAACCCCACUGUAUACAUACAGGCUGUGUUGUAUUUGUCUCGCUCGUUUCCGUAGGCAGUAGACACUGUGUCGUUGAUGAUGAUCUGUGACAAGGCGG